AUGUUCGAGCUUCGCGACAUCAGCUCUGUUGGCGUUCUAUUCCAGGAGUAUUUCUCCAUCACCCUUGCCACCUGCGACGGCGCAGUCGACUAUGUCGGGCGCAUGCAGGAGGUCGCCGAUCGCCUUGCCGCUCGCCAGGCUGCCCUUUCCGAGCCCCUGCAGAUCCACCGUCUGCUCUUCAACCUCACGCCAGACUAUGAGUCCCGCCUUCACGCCUUCACCGAGGCAAACCCCUUGGCUGUCCUCCCCGAAGUGACUCAGUGGAUCAUUGACACGGAGGUCAAACUCCGCACCCCCAUUGUGAACCUCACCACCCCUCACUCCUCCUCCGCCUCCCUCAAUGCCACGCAAUCGCGCACUCAGGGUGGUCGCAAUGGUGGUAGCGGGGGUCGUGGAGGGGGUGGAGGUGGCAGUCGGGGUAGUGGCCGUGGUGGCCGUGGUGGUAGAGGUGGUGGUGGUGGUCCUAGUGGCCCCGCUCCCGGAGGCUCCACUAGUGCUGGUGGAGCUUGUCCCUGA
This is a messenger RNA of Closterium sp. Naga37s-1, 516 nucleotides long. Lineage: Eukaryota; Viridiplantae; Streptophyta; Zygnematophyceae; Desmidiales; Closteriaceae. The record is from the annotation of a GenBank genome assembly.